This is a messenger RNA of Adineta steineri, 2430 nucleotides long. NCBI's taxonomy places the organism in Eukaryota, Metazoa, Rotifera, Eurotatoria, Adinetida, Adinetidae. The record is from the annotation of a GenBank genome assembly.
AUGGCAACCAACGAAUCAAGUGGCACAGAAACAACUAACCCAUCAUCUGGUCUCUGCACGCGUUUUACUACAAAUCGACGUAUGAAUAUGCAAAGAAUGCAAAAUGUCCUUGUGAUUUGGUUAGACAACAGUAUCAAUGAAAAGAAUACUGAUUGUAGUAAUACGAUCAAGCAACUGAAACGUGUUGUUAACAACAUAAACACGUUUACAGAUGGUGAAGAAUGCAUUGAAUUUAUUCAAACCAUUACCGAUAACAAAGUGUGCAUGAUUGUCUCUGGGUCACUUGGAAAAUAUAUUAUGCGUCAUGUGCAUGACAUGUCCCAAGUGGGUACCAUUUUUAUUUUUUGUAACAAUCAAGAAUGCCACAAACAAUGGACUAAAGAAUGGCCUAAAAUAAAAGGAGUCUUCACAGAUAUAACAUCAAUCUGUGAUGCUCUUAAACAAACUGCUCAUCAAUGUGAGCAAAAUGCCAUCUCCAUCAGCUUUGUGGCGUCAAACAAAAAGCUGGAUCAAUUGGAUCCAUCAUUUAUGUAUACCCAGAUCUUGAAAGAGAUCCUGCUAACCAUUGACUUCAAAGAUGAACAUAUUAAAGAAUUUAUUACUUAUUGUCGUGAAGCAUUUGUCGAAAAUGAACGUAAAUUACAAAAUAUUGAAGAAUUCGAACGUGACUAUCAUAAUCAUAUACCUAUUUGGUGGUAUACUUAUCAAUGUUUUUUAUAUUCGAUGCUCAAUCAAGCAUUAAGAUCAAUGGAUGUUGAUAUUAUUGUUCGAAUGGGUUUCUUUAUUAGUGAUCUACAUCGUGAUAUUCAACAACUUCAUUCGGAACAACUUCUUGGUCAACAAUUUGGUAAAACAUUUAUAGUUUAUCGUGGACAAUGUCUUUCAAAAGACGCUUUCACUGAAAUGACAAAAACUAAAGGUGGACUUCUUUCAUUUAAUAACUUUUUAUCCACUAGUACAAAUCGUGCUGUUUCUCUCUGUUUCGCAUCACAACCUGUUACAAAUCCUGAUCUUGUUGGAAUUCUCUUUAUUAUAUCCAUUAACCCUACGAAAUCAACAACUCCAUUUGCGUCUGUUAGUGAUGUUAGUUAUUUUCAUUGUGAAGAUGAAGUUCUCUUCUCAAUGCAUACUAUUUUUCGCGUUGAAGAUAUUAAACCAAUGGAUGAGAAUAAUAAUCUCUUUCAAGUGAAUUUAACAUUGACCAAUGACAACGAUCCAGAUCUUCGUAUUCUCACUGAGCACAUACGACAAGAGACCUUUUCAGAUUCGACAGGAUGGCACAGAUUAGGAUCAUUGCUAAUUAAAAUGGGCCAGUUUAACAAAGCUCAAGAAAUUUAUGAAGUUUUACUUCAUCAAACAACAAAUGAGAGUGACAAGGCACCGAUUUAUUAUCAACUAGGUUGCAUUAAAUAUAAUCGAGGAGAAUAUCAAGAAGCACUUUCAUCUCAUGAAAAAGCUCUUAAAAUUCGACAACAGUUACUUCCUUCCAGUCAUCCUGAUUUGGGAGAGUCCUAUAAUACAAUCGGUUUGGUGUAUAAAAACAUGGGUGAUUAUCCAAAAGCACUUUCUUACUAUGAAAAAGCACUCGACAUUCAACUACAAUCACUUCCAUCGGAUCAUCUGGAUUUGGGUACUUCCUAUGACAACAUCGGUAUUGCAUAUCACUGCAUGGGUGAUUAUCCAAAAGCACUUUUAUCUCUUGAGAAAGCCCUCGAAAUUCGACUACAGUCGCUUCCGUCGAAUCAUUAUGAUUUGGGUAUGUCCUAUAACAACAUUGGUGUGGUGUAUGACAAAAUGGGUGAUUAUCCAAAAGCACUUUCGUAUUAUGAGAAAGAUCUUGCAAUUCUACAACAAUCACUUCCUCCAAAUCAUCCUGAUGUGGGUAUUUUCUGUAACAACAUCGGGUUGUUGUAUUCCAUGAUUGGUGAUUAUCCAAAAGCACUUUCUUAUUAUGAGAAAUUCCUUGCAAUUCAACAACAGUCACUUCCUUCCAACCAUCCGAAUAUGGGUAGUUUCUAUAACAAUAUCGGUUUAGUGUAUUACAAUAUGGGUGACUACCCAAAAGCACUGUCUUAUUAUGAAAAAGCUCUUGCAAUUCAAGUACAGUCAUUUCCCUCGAAUCAUCCUGAUUUUGCUAAAUCCUAUAACAACUUCGGUAAACUGUAUAACAGCAUGGGUGAUUAUCCAAAAGCACUUUUGUCUCAUGAAAAAGCUCUUGGAAUUCGACAACAAUCACUUCCUUCCAAUCAUUCUGAUUUGAGUGUUUGCUAUAAUGACAUCGGGUUGGUGCAUGAGAAUAUGGGCAACUAUUCGAAUGCGCAUUCAUUUUAUGAACGUGCUGUACAAAUUGGACAACAAUCAUUACCAACAAGUCAUCCUGGUCUUCAACAAUGGAGAAAAAAUCUCGAAAACAUACAAAAUAAAUUAUAA